This is a messenger RNA of Colletotrichum paranaense, 297 nucleotides long. RefSeq lists its product as uncharacterized. The record is from RefSeq and is a predicted model, not a curated record. The transcript has a single exon. Lineage: Eukaryota; Fungi; Ascomycota; Sordariomycetes; Glomerellales; Glomerellaceae. The annotation marks the transcript as partial.
GCACACAUAGCAGAGAGUGUUCCGGGCCAAAGUCUAUCACUACACCAGCUCAGCUCCUUAAUCAUAGACGUCUGGUUCACAGUUGUCCAGGAGAAGGCCUGGGCACUAACUAGUGCUCCACGAAAGCCCGGCCACGCUUUGGCUGAGAGUCCAUUAUCGUCUGUGAGUGAUAUGGCAGAAGACCAACUCGGAGAAGUGGACUGGGAUGAGAAUGUCACAGGCGAGUAUAUUAUCGAGAGCAGCCGGACCAAAGCCCAAUUCCAGGUUCGCCUUCUAGAGAUACGUUACAUGAAUUAG